Molecule: messenger RNA, 1941 nt
Organism: Malania oleifera
Lineage: Eukaryota; Viridiplantae; Streptophyta; Magnoliopsida; Santalales; Ximeniaceae
Product: flowering locus K homology domain
Exons: 8
Coding region: 392-1726 (444 amino acids)
Biological process (GO): regulation of gene expression
Cellular component (GO): nucleus; cytoplasm
Molecular function (GO): mRNA binding
Source: RefSeq, a predicted model, not a curated record
ACUCCCUUCAGUUGCCCCUCUCCUCACCCCUCUCUGGCGAGCGGCGUCGCGACGACUUGUCUUUCUGGCGACUGAUCCCUUCUUCAAGGCUGCAACUCCUCUGUCAUCUGCUUGCUUUUCUGUAGGAGGUGCUCUCUCUCUCUCUCUCUCUCUCUCUCUCUCGUCCUCUUCUUCUUCUCCUUUCUCUGCUGCUGCUGCUGCUCUCAUGUUUUUAUUUUGCAUCAGUGAUUCGAUGGCGACUUGAGUACUUUUUGGGCACCUAUUACUCUGUGGAAAAGGGCUUAGCAGAUGCUGUCACGUCUUGUAUAUGGAAUAGGCUUCCGUUAAAUAUGAACAAAAUUGGAAUUAAUGAGUAGAGGAUAAUUCUCUGUGUACAACAUUCACAAUACUUAUGGCUGAAGCUGAUCAAAGUAUUGGGGAACAUGACAUGGAUCAUGUACCUGAGAACUCACAUCCUCAAGAAAAACAAGGGCAGGAAGAUGAUUCAACAAUUGGAGGUAGUGAAAAACGGUGGCCUGGGUGGCCUGGAGAAAGUGUUUUCAGGAUGUUGGUUCCUGCUCAAAAGGUUGGUAGUAUAAUUGGACGCAAAGGAGAGUUUAUCAAGAAAAUAGUUGAGGAGACAAGGGCUCGCAUUAAGAUUCUUGAUGGUCCUCCGGGGACGACUGAAAGAGCUGUUAUGAUAUCUGCUAAAGAGGAGCCUGAUUCUUCUCUUCCUCCUGCUAUGGAUGGCCUUUUGAGGGUUCACAAGCGCAUCGUUGAUGGGUUGGAUGGUGACUCAUCUCAUGCUCCUCCAGGUAUGGGAGGCAAGGUUUCAACAAGACUGCUAGUGGCAGCUACACAAGCGGGGAGUUUAAUUGGGAAGCAAGGAGGGACUGUGAAAUCCAUUCAAGAGGCAUCUAAUUGUAUUGUUAGAGUUCUUGGAGCAGAAGACCUACCUAUUUUUGCCCUUCAAGAUGAUAGGGUUGUUGAAGUGGUAGGAGAGCCUGCUGGAAUACACAAAGCAUUGGAGCUGAUUGCAUCUCAUCUUAGGAAGUUUUUGGUUGACCGGAGUGUAAUUCCAUUAUUUGAAAUGCAAAUGCAAAUGCCUAAUCCCCAUAUUGAGCACAUGCCUCCUCACCAAUCCUGGGGUCCACCUCAAGGUCUUCCUCCAAAUGCUGGUGGGGGUCCAGGUUUUGGACCUAAUCCUCAAUAUAUGCAGCCCCCAAGGCAACAUGACGGUUACUAUCCGCCUCCUGACAUGCCGCCUCCUAUGGAUAAACAGCCUCACCAGGGUAUAUCUGCCUAUGGAAGAGAAGCUCCUAUGGGUGUUCAUGCGUCAUCAAAUGCGCAGCCUGCACCAUCAAUGAUCACACAGAUCACACAGCAAAUGCAAAUUCCACUUUCUUAUGCUGAUGCUGUCAUUGGGACAGCUGGUGCAAGCAUCAGCUAUAUUCGACGAGCUAGUGGGGCAACUGUUACCAUACAGGAAACAAGGGGUGUUCCUGGGGAAAUGACAGUCGAGAUCAAUGGAACUGCUUCCCAAGUCCAAACAGCUCAACAAUUGAUACAGAAUUUUAUGGCUGAAGCUGCCGCACCAACACAGACCCAGACGGCUGUGUCUACAGAUCAAGGCUAUAGUUCUUAUGCUGCUCAUGGUUCGGUGUAUGCAUCACCCCCAUCCAACACAGGGCAUGCUGCCCAUGCAGGAGGUUAUGGGUCGGUCUAUGGAGCAAACUAUGGUUAUUAAGUAGUCUGGUCUAAAUUGGUUUGCAUUGUUAAGACCCAUUAUAUGUUGUUGCAAACCUAGUUGGGUAAAAACAGCAAAUAAUUUUCUCGUAGUUUUUAAUGUUGAACUUUGUUCUCUCUGAGCUUCUGCUGGGACCAACGUUACCCUCGUCAAUUUGUGCAUUAGGCUAACGGUAGGGUUGAACCAGUUUCAAUAUAUUUGAUCGACGUACUCCA